Molecule: messenger RNA, 1358 nt
Organism: Moneuplotes crassus
Lineage: Eukaryota; Ciliophora; Spirotrichea; Euplotida; Euplotidae
Source: the annotation of a GenBank genome assembly
UAUAAAUGUCAAUGCUCAAGAAAUCGCAAUCGUUUUUCCCAGGAUCCGAUCCACCACCUCCAACCCCUACAUUGGGUAAAACUGAAGAUGCUAAGUCAAGUUUAUUUGGAGCUCCAAAGAAGGAAGUAGCCAAUCCAACAGGGCUUUUUGCUAACAAAACUACCACAGGAGGACAAUCCACAACAGCAUCUUCCACAGGAGGAGGGCUAUUUGGCGGAGGUGCCAAAACUAGUGGAACUACAGGUUUAUUUGGAAGCAAGACAGAAACUUCAGGGACUUCAACUGGGCUUUUUGGAAGCAAACCAGCCACGACUGGGGGGUUCGGGAGUACCGCGUCUAAACCUUCGACUGGGCUUUUUGGAGGUUCGUCAACAACCGCUAGUACUAGUUCAGGAGGAGGUUUAUUUGGACAAAAAACCACUUCUGCUCCUACUCUUGGACAACCAACUCAGCUUGGAGUUGCUCAACCGCAAGGAGAUACUAAUCAGGCUGAGAUAGAAGGAUGCUUAAAUAACUAUGCUCAAAUUAUUGAUCCUUGAAAUGCUAAAAACAAUCUAGUUGCAUGUAUGUACAACAAAUUUAACAAGAAUGUUUCAGGAUUGUUAAAAGAGCAAAUCAAAAAUAUCGCUCCAGUAAAGGACGUUGCUUCAAUUCCUGAAAACUCCAAGCUUGACGGAGAGACAGUUGGACAAAAGCAAGUAGAGGUGUUUAUUAACCAGAAAAAGUAUUCUAAGGCUAAAAAUGAGAAUCCUAAUCCAGACCAACUAUACAUCAAGCAGAUUAACAGCUAUGGAGAGCUUUAUGAACGUCUUCAUAUCCUCAAAAAGACAGCAAAGCAAGUGACUGAUGCCAUGAAGAAUAUUAAAGAGAAAAUGAAUUCUGUAAAGAAUAAAGUUAAUUCAGAUGCCAAGCUCAAGCAGGGCAUCAAGACUCUAAAAGAGAAUAUGAAAAUGUUAAGAGGCAAAAUCCUAGCAGUUCAGUCAAAAUUAAGUCUUGUCAAAGAAUCGCCUUAUUUAUCUCUCGAAGAUCAUGAGAGAUUAGAUAAGGUAUUUAAAGAAGCAACUCAGCCAAAUAAGAUUCCAGGAAAGAUAGAGACUAUCAAGGGAAAGCUCGAAGACCUUCUUGAGGCAAGAGGAGCCCAUCCGUCUACCCAGCCAGCUCAGGCAUUUAAUUCAAUCUCUAACGAUGAGAAAAGAAGAGUUAUCUCUGUCAUGAGAGAGCAGACAAAGGGCAUAUUCUCUUUGAUCAAAGAGACUAAGAAGAAUGCUUUCCAGCUUGAAGCAAUCGAAUUUGUUGCAAAGAGUGUCAAACAUGAGCAAGAAAGAAAGCAACUUGCAAGUGACAGAUAUGUUUAUUAA